AGAGUCUUCUUCGCCAUGUUCGGUAGGUUUUCUUUGUUUUUCGGUGGGUAUUCGUCAUUUGUCAGUGGGUCUUCAUCAUUUUUUCGGUCUUCGUCAUCAUUUUUUGGUAGGACUUCAUCAUUUUUUGGUUCAUUCAGUAGGUUCUUUGUCUCUUCAAAUUUUUAGUAGGUUCUUCACGAGUUCAUUAAGUAGGUUGUCUUUUCAUCAAUUUUUGGUGGGUUCUUCUGGUAAGUUCUUCAGUAGUUUUUCGUCAUUUUUGGUGGUUUCUUCUAGUAAGUUCUUUAGUGGGUCUUAUUCGUCAUUUUUUGGCUAG
Molecule: messenger RNA, 313 nt
Organism: Dentiscutata erythropus
Lineage: Eukaryota; Fungi; Glomeromycota; Glomeromycetes; Diversisporales; Gigasporaceae
Source: the annotation of a GenBank genome assembly